This is a messenger RNA of Linum trigynum, 1653 nucleotides long. Lineage: Eukaryota; Viridiplantae; Streptophyta; Magnoliopsida; Malpighiales; Linaceae. The record is from the annotation of a GenBank genome assembly.
AUGUCGAAACCGUGGGGCAACAUCGGAACCUGGGCCGCCGAGGCCGAGCGCGAGGAAGAGGAAAUGGAAGCCGCCGCAGCAGCCUCAUCCGUCGCCGCCGCCGCCGCACCGGCCGACGCCCAGAGCUUCCCUAGUCUCCGGGAAUCCGUCACCGCGAAGCCCAAGAAGAAGAAGAUGACCCUGAACGAGUUCUACUCCGUCUCUAGCGCUACCUUGAACCGUCCCGUCCAGUCCAAAGGACUCACUCCCGACGAGAUGCUCCGUCUCCCCACCGGCCCACGCGAGCGCGACCCGGAAGAAAUGCAGUACGGUACCCGCGGGUUCUCCAGUUACGGCCGCUCCGGCGGCCCUCCUCCCGGAAGGGGCCGGGAUGAUUUCAACGAUGGCGGGUCGUGGGGUGCUGGGGGCGCUGGGAGGCGGCAGUAUGGCGGUGAUUACGAUGACGAACGGCGCGGCCCGCCUUCUAGGGUUUCGGAUUUCGAUCAGCCUUCGCGAGCUGAUGAAGUGGACAAUUGGGCAAUGGGGAAGAAGGCUCUUCCGUCGAUGGAUUCUGGCCGUCAGAGUAGGUAUGGCUCGCUUGGGAGUGGCGAUGGGGGCAUGGGAGGUGCCUCUAGGGCUGAUGAAGUGGAUAACUGGGCUUCUGGUAAGAAGCCGGCGGCGGCUCCUUCUAGAUCCUCGAACUUUGGGUCCGGGUUCCGUACCUCCGGGCCGGAGCCUGACCGGUGGACUAGAGGGGAAGGAAUCCGUGAGCUGGAGGCGACGGAGAGACCGAAAUUGAUUUUGAAUCCUCCCAAAACCGAUGUGACGGCAGUGACUGAGCCACUUACCGAGGCAAUCAAGACGAACAAGCCAAACCCAUUUGGGGCAGCGAGGCCGAGAGAGCAAGUUUUGGCCGAGAAAGGGUUGGAUUGGAGGAAGCUCGAAACUGAUAUUGAAUCAAAGAAGACUUCUUCCCAAUCAAGCAGGCCAACAAGCGCUCAUUCUAGCAGGCCUUCGAGUGCACAUUCCAGUAGGUCUGAGGCUGCUCCUGCUGGGUUGCUGCAGCAGGGAUUGGAAAAUUUGGCGAGACCAGCUAGACCGAAGGUGAACCCCUUUGGGGAUGCUAAGCCCAGAGAAGUGUUGUUACAAGAAAGAGGGCAGGACUGGCGAAAAAUUGAUCGUGAUUUGGAGCAUCGCAGUAUUGAAAGACCAGAGACAGAAGAGGAAAAGUUGCUGAAAGAAGAAAUAAAUCAGCUAAAGCAGGAAUUCCAGAAGGAAGCUUCAUUGGAAGAGAACAAAAAGGAAUCUGUACAGGUCACCGAUGGGGAUGAUAAAUCCAGUUUGCGAGAUGUAAUACGCCAGAAGGAGAAGGAACUAGAGACAUUGACUCGUGAGUUGGAUGACAAGCUUCGAUUUGGUCAGAAACCACAUAACGAGAGGCCUGGUUCUGGGGCAGGUAGGACUGGCGGUUUCUAUGAGAACAGACCUCCUUCUCGAACUGGAUCAAUGGAUGAGGCCAGGAGUACUGAGUUUAUGGACAGACCUCACUCACGUGGUGCACAAGAUACAUGGGCCCGGCCCAUUGAUGAUAGAAGGUCGUAUCAAGGUGGCAGGGAAAGAGGAUUUCUGGGUAGCAGAGACUUUGACAGGCCAAGAUCAAGGGAUAGAUGGUGA